This is a messenger RNA of Populus trichocarpa (black cottonwood), 4377 nucleotides long. Its product is annotated as DNA ligase 4. Bases 74 to 4033 code for a protein of 1319 amino acids. NCBI's taxonomy places the organism in Eukaryota, Viridiplantae, Streptophyta, Magnoliopsida, Malpighiales, Salicaceae. Gene Ontology annotation, biological process: DNA recombination; nucleotide-excision repair, DNA gap filling; double-strand break repair via nonhomologous end joining. The transcript is spliced from 27 exons. Gene Ontology annotation, molecular function: DNA ligase (ATP) activity; DNA binding; ATP binding. Gene Ontology annotation, cellular component: DNA ligase IV complex. The record is from RefSeq and is a predicted model, not a curated record.
ACACCAAAUACAAACAAGAAAAACCUCCUCCAUAUUUAAAUUCAAACCUCCAAGAAAAAAAAAGCCCCCGAAAAUGGCUUCCUCUUCCUCUUCGUCGUCAACUGCGCACACGAAAUUCUCCAUCUUAGUGAGUCUCUUCAACUGGAUUUCAAAGACCAAAACUUCCUCCAGAAAACGCUCUAAAUUCCGCAAAUUCAUCGACACUUUCUGCUCUCCGUCCGAUUACUUCUCCGCCGUCCGCUUGAUCCUACCUAACCUCGACCGCGAACGCGGCACUUAUGGUCUCAAAGAAUCUGUCCUCGCCGUUUCCCUCAUUGAAGCACUCGGCAUGUCCAGGGAUUCCCCUGAUGCCUUGAAGUUGAUUAAUUGGCGUAAAGGUGGCGCCAACGCUACCGGUGCUAAUGCCGGCAAUUUCUCUCUCGUUGCUGCCGAAGUGUUGCAGCGGAGGCAGGGAACGGUGUCGGGUGGGUUGACGAUUGAGGAGCUGAAUGGUUUGCUUGAUAAAUUGGCAUCCAGUGAAAAUAGGGGUGAGAAAACUGCAGUACUUGCUGCUUUGAUAAACAAGACAAAUACACAGGAAAUGAAGUGGAUUAUUAUGAUUAUUCUUAAAGAUUUGAAGUUGGGGAUGAGUGAAAAGAGUGUAUUUCAUGAAUUUCACCCGGAUGCGGAAGACUUGUUUAAUGUUACAUGUGACUUGAAAUUGGUUUGUGAAAAGCUGAGGGAUCGAAAUCAAAGGCAUAAACGUCAGGAUAUUGAAGUUGGAAAAGCAGUGCGCCCUCAACUAGCAAUGAGAGUUAGUGAUGCACAUGCUGCAUGGAAAAAGUUGCAUGGGAAGGAAGUGGUGGUGGAAUGUAAAUUUGAUGGUGAUCGCAUCCAAAUACAUAAGAAUGGUGCGGAAGUACACUAUUUCUCAAGGAACUUUCUAGAUCACUCUGAAUAUGCUCAUGGAAUGUCGGACAUUAUUGUACAAAAUGUUUUGGAUGAGAGGUGUAUUCUUGAUGGUGAAAUGCUGGUCUGGGAUACAUCUUUGAAUCGGUUUGCAGAGUUUGGUUCAAAUCAAGAAAUAGCAAAGGCUGCAAGGGAUGGGCUUGAUAGUGAUAGACAGUUAUGCUAUGUUGCAUUUGAUAUUCUUUAUGUUGGAGAUACAAGUGUGAUUCACCAAACCUUGAAGGAAAGGCAUGAGCUGCUCCGUAAAGUUGUCAAGCCAGUGAAGGGUCGUUUAGAGAUCUUAGUACCUAAUGGGGGUCUUAAUGCUCAUCGUCUUCCUGGGGAACCUUAUUGUUCGCUUAUUGCAUAUAACGUGGAUGACAUUGAGAAGUUUUUUAAGGAAACCAUUGAAAACAGGGAUGAAGGUAUUGUAUUAAAAGACCUUGGUUCCAAAUGGGAACCAAGUGAUCGGAGUGGAAAGUGGUUGAAACUGAAGCCUGAGUACAUUCGUGCUGGUUCUGACUUAGAUGUUCUUAUCAUAGGGGGAUACUAUGGUUCUGGACGUCGUGGAGGAGAGGUGGCUCAAUUCUUGUUGGGUCUAGCAGAGCGUCCUGCUUCUAAUACAUAUCCCAGGCGAUUUAUCUCCUUUUGCAGAGUGGGCAAUGGGCUGUCAGAUGAGGAGCUGGAUACUGUUGUCUCCAAACUAAAGCCUUAUUUUAGGAAGAAUGAAUACCCAAAGAACUCACCACCAAGUUUUUAUCAAGUUACAAAUAAUUCAAAAGAGAGACCAGAUGUGUGGAUUGAAAACCCUGACAAAUCAAUUAUACUUUCCAUUACCAGUGAUAUUCGGACUAUAAGUUCUGAGGUGUUUUCUGCCCCAUACAGCUUGAGAUUUCCGCGUAUUGACAGAGUGAGAUAUGACAAGCCUUGGCAUGAAUGUCUUGAUGUGCAGUCAUUUGUAGAGCUAGUACAUUCAAGUAAUGGUACCACACAAAAAGGAAAAGGGUACGGAUAUGUGCAAGAUAGCAAACCGACACACAUAAAAUCCUCUAGGAAAGGAGAGAAAAAGAGUGUGUCUGUUGUUCCAUCUCAUUUAAUUCAGACUGAUAUUUCUGACAUCAAGGGGGAAACUUUGAUAUUUUCAAAUAUGAUGUUUUACUUUGUCAAUGUGCCUCCAUCUAAUUCUCUCGAAUCCUUGCACAAAAUGGUUGCUGAGAAUGGGGGAACUUUCUCAAUGAAUUUAAAUAACUCAGUCACCCAUUGUAUAGCUGCUGAAAGCAAAGGGAUUAAAUAUCAAGCAGCAAAGCUUCACGGAGAUAUUAUUCAUUAUUCAUGGGUCUUGGAUUGCUGUUUGCAAAAGAAGCUCCUUCCAUUGCAGCCAAAGUCCUUCCUUUUCCUCUCUGAUGGUUCAAAGAAGAAGUUACACGAAGAAAUUGAUGAAUUUUCUGAUUCUUACUACUGGGACCUUGAUCUUUCAGACAUCAAACAGCUUUUGAGCAACAUAAAUGCAUCAGAAGAUGCCAAAGCCAUAGACGACUUAAAGCAAAAGUACUGUCCAGAGGAAAAAUGGUCUCUGUUUCAUGGCUGCUGUGUAUAUUUUCACAUUUCAAGAGAGUCUUUAACACCCGAUUGGGAAUCCUUGUUGGGACUUGCAUUUAGGAGGUUGAAACUUGAAAUUUUCAUGGGUGGUGGCAAAGUCAGCAAUAAUAUUGCUCAUGCCACUCAUUUGGUGGUCCUGAUUGUACCAGCAUCUGAUGUGGAUUUUGGUUCCCUUGUGAAAAGUUUCACAACUGCAGAGAAACAUUUUCUCCUGAAUAAGAGGUUGUAUGUGAUUGGAUCUCAAUGGUUGGAGGACUCUUUGGAGAGGGGGCAAAAGUUGCUAGAGGAUACAUAUAACUUGAAACCCUCUGGUUUGGAAGAGUCAAACUGCAAAGAAGUUGUAUGUGACCUAGAUAUGGAAGAAGCAACUCCCAUUUUAGAUGGUGCAGAAAAUGAGAGAUUGCCAUCAGUUACUGAUAGUGAAGCCAAGGAGAAAGGAAGCAAAGCAGCUUUAAAAGAUUCAAAUAAACUGGGCUCACUUGAAAAGGAGACAACAAGGAAAAGAGGAAGGCCUGCUGGUGGGAGCACAAAAAAAGGAAAAAUAGGCGCUGGCCAAGCUCGAAGAACACGGGCACGAAUUGUAAACAAGCCUGCUAAAAUAUCCGUAGAAAAAUCAGACGAAAGCUGUUCUCAUGAUGAUAAAAAUGAAGAAAAUGAUACGAGUGAUGGAGAUGAUGAAAUUCAUGGAGGGAAGCCUGCUGGUGGGAUAACAAAGAAACGAAAAAUGGGUGCUGGCCUAGCUCGAAGAACACGUGCAUGCAUCGUAAACAAGCCUGCUAAAAUAUCUGAAGAAAAACCAGAUGAAAGCUGUUCUCAUGAUGAUAAAAAUGAAGAAAACGAAAUGAGUGAAGGAAAUUAUGAAAUUCAUGGAGGGAGGCCUGCUGGUGGGAGCACAAAGAAGGGAAAAAUAGGUGCUGGCCAAGCUCUAAGAACACGGACACGAAUAGCAAACAAGCCUGCUAAAAUACUUGAAGAGAAAUCAGAAGAAAGCUGUUUGCAUGAUGAUGAAAUUGAAGAAAACGAAAUGAGUGAAGGAAAUGAAGAAAUUCAUGGGCCAGUUAGCAAGUACAAUUUGGAUAUCCAACAAACUAAAACGGUAGAAGAUUCAGAAUCAUCACGGAGAGAUAAAGCAAAGGAGGAGACUGCUGAAGAGAACAGACAUGAAGAGUGGUUAGAUAAAGCUCCUGAUGUUGAAAUGAGCGAAAGGUAUUAUGACCAGGUGACUGAGAAGCCUGAGAAACUAGAAGUCAUGGUCGAUCCAGUUCAUGCCAUCUUAAUGGACAUGAUUCCAAGCCUUGGUAUAAAGAAGGGGGAGACCACAAAUCCAACAAUUGACAAUGAAAAGCAAGCUGAAGGUCCCUAUGCACAGUCAAGCCUCAGUAUGAAGAAGGCGGAAAAUACAACUCCAACCCUAGAUACCGAAAAGCCAGCUGAAAAUCCCAGUUUACUGUCAGUGAAGAAGAAAGUCAGCUACAAAGAUCUUGCUGCCAAACUGCUCAUGAAUUAGCAACUUAAGUGUAUUUUGUUGCGUGGUUGCCAAUUCUGUAUUAUAUCUUGCACCUAGGAGGAGGGCAGAAAAUCACAUUUUAAGCUGUUCACUUUUAACUUAUCACAUCCAUGAUCCAUUCCUGGUCCUUUUUAUACCAAUUAAUUGUAUCCGUAGAAGUCAUUUUCUCUCUCUCUCAAGAUGAGCCCUGCGGUAUGGUAUCUUUGAUGAUUGGACCAGACAUUAUAGAUACUGUUUCAAAUGGGUGAAUUUUGUUUCGGAUAGUUAUUUUAUCCGAUGAAUAAUUGAUUGCCAAUGGAUGCUGUUAAAUCUGAUUUGAGAUGUAUAUAUUUGCAUUAUAUGCA